GCAGCUCUUUUUGCAUGGGCUGGCAUCAAACAACUUGUCCGUGCACAAUUCCCCCCACCGCACACCGUUGCUGUCGGGCACAUCUACCACACACCAUACCUCGAGAAACUUCCGCCUUCUUCGCGGCAGUCCGUGUUCCAGCUGUUAUUCGCUCUCCGUCGUGCCACCUUUCAUGAAGGUCCUCAAGGAACGUCGGUGGUGACCCAGGAGGGAGGACUCCAGCUGCCUUUUGCUCGUGCUGCUUCGGCCAACGACUUCAAGCACGAUCUACAAGCCCCCCGGCAGGCCUCGUCACGCCCUGCACAUGGUUCUGGGGAAAACAAGGAUUUCAGUAGGUCGGCGGCUCCGGUGUCCAAGAGCUGGAAGAACCAUUGGGGCGACCGGGAUUCGACGGCCAAGAGCAGGACGCACGACCACCACCGCUUCACGCAGUCUUCGCGUGGGCGCGGCGUCGGAGAUAACAGGCGAGAGCGAACCGUGGGGAACCAGCCUACGAGGUCUUCGCCGGCGAGUCGCCAUCGCCGGAGCAGGAGUCGGAGCGCAGAGCGACAACAGCGGACCAAUCCUUCGUCUAGGCGUGGGCGCAGCCGGAGCGGAGACGGUCGUGGGAGAAACACGCCUCCGUCUAGGCGUAGCCGUAGCCGGAGCCAGAACCAGAGCGGGGGCAAUAGCAGGGCGACCAGCACUGACAGCAGUCGCGGUGGGAAAGGGCGACGGAGGUCAGGCCACGGUAACAGGCAAGUGAUGUAUGAUCGAGGUGAUUUUCGUAGCUCUGGGUUGUUGGGGGAAAGCAAGGAUGCUUCAGAAGACGGUUCUCUCUGUUCUUCACCGCUUGCUCUACGCCCUCCCGCUGAUGUAGGCCAACCGACCAGGUCUUCUUUGGCUUUCAAACUUGCCAACAUGCAACUUCGUGAACGUUCAGCCGCUGUGAAAAGCCAUGCCCCUGCCCAUGCCGCUAUGGAUCAUCCCACAUCUUCCUUGCCUUUGGACGAACCUGUUGAGUCACCACGCCAUGCUGCAUCACACGCCUCGACUUCGGCCUCCCGUACUGAAAUGCUGUUGGAACAAGUACUCACUCUCCUGCGAGCAAAUCAAGUAGUGGAUGCUGCUGCCGACGCG
This is a messenger RNA of Ectocarpus sp. CCAP 1310/34, 1119 nucleotides long. NCBI's taxonomy places the organism in Eukaryota, Phaeophyceae, Ectocarpales, Ectocarpaceae. The record is from the annotation of a GenBank genome assembly.